This is a messenger RNA of Limulus polyphemus (Atlantic horseshoe crab), 983 nucleotides long. Its product is annotated as O-acyltransferase like protein-like. NCBI's taxonomy places the organism in Eukaryota, Metazoa, Arthropoda, Merostomata, Xiphosura, Limulidae. The coding region runs from base 105 to 728 and encodes 207 amino acids. The transcript is spliced from 5 exons. The record is from RefSeq and is a predicted model, not a curated record.
AGCAUUAACCGUCUACUACGUUCUUCCACCGACCGUAUUGUUCGCUCAAGCUGAUUUACGAUUUUGUCUUUUUUUCCAGGCAAAGACUUCAGUCUGAAGACAUUAUGUAUCACAAACCAUACAUCCACCUUGGGGCAUAUUGUGUUGGCAUGUAUCUAGGCUACGCUAUCGCAAAGCGUUCGUAUAUCAUACUGAAACCGUAUGUCCUGGUUCUUGGCUGGACAGCAGCAGUCGCCUGUAAUUUAGCUGUUGUAUUUGGAGUCUACUAUUGGAAUAGAGGAAACGAAGUGAUAGAAGCUGCUGAUGCUGUAAUUUAUGCUGCCACGCACAGAACAGUCUGGGCUCUCGGGAUUGGUUGGCUAACGUUUGUUUGUGUAACUGGGAAUGGAGGGAUCGUUAGCAAGAUUUUAUCUUGGCGAGCAUGGAUUCCCCUCGGCAGGAUAACUUUUUUAACCUACCUCAUACACCCUCUGGUUCAAAUGACGUUGGUAGCGCACGUGAAAGAGAGGCUUCAGGCUGAUCAAUAUGUCGCUAUGUAUCUGUUUAGUGGUUUACUCCUGGCUUCUGUGACAACAGCGUCGUUCCUUUCUGUUCUCGUAGACAUGCCUUUUCGAGAACUCGAAAAAGGUUGUUGUGUCCGCGUUAAGAAAACGAUCAAAGUCCGAGCAGCGAAAGGAAUCUGUUGGAUCCAUGAAAUUAGGAUCCAGGAAAGUAUCCAUGAGAGAUAAGGAAACAUGGACCUGGCAUCCUGAAGAAGUCAUUAAUAACCCAGUGAUGGAGAAUCAGCACGUUGACUGACCGGAAUAACUAGGUUUGAAUAAAGAUGUUAAGCAUAAGAAAGCCAUCAGAAGGCUACUUUGAACUCUCAGUUUGAAAGAGAACCCAGUUAAUGAUCUCUUACACUAUUCAAGUAACUUACUUGUUGCACAAUGCAUUGGAUUCCGCACAGUCAAGCAAGCGAUACACUCUGAACAUAUAUAUUU